AUGCAACCUUUCGGGCCGUUGCGAUGUCUGCUGCUGGCGGUGAUGGGUGUCCUUGCGCAAGCGGAUGAACCCAUCGUCUUGAAGCCGGGAGAAGCGGAGGCAGGACUCUCUGAGGCUUUGUCCCCCUUUGCGAAUUGCCUGCGGCAGGCUGGCAAGUCACAGAAGAUGAUGGAACCUCGUCACGACAGCUCAGACUCCGCUGGUACCUCCUCAGUCAUAGUGGUGCCGACCGUCUUCCAAAACCUCUGCAUCAUCAGCUGUGCUGCGACGUGGCUCUGCUCCCCGCUGCACUCGGCAGUGGAGGGGGCGCUCUCCGCCGCCGCGAAGCAGGGCUGGAAUCGGACGAACGACUCCGAAAAUUUGUGGCUGGCUGGGCACAGCCUCGGUGCCACCUGUGCAAACAAGCUUUUCCAGGCCUACAACGCCCACAACUCCAGCAACUCGGGCUCGAGUCCCUACGCUGGUAUGGUGGUCAUGGGAGGCUACGUGGAUGAAACAGGAGACUACGACCUGCUCGGCUAUCCGGUGCCUGUCCUGAGCCUGAACGUGGAGCUGGACGGCGGCCUUGCAAGGCCGGGCAAAAUCUCGACGUGGUGGCAUCAGUUCCUGAAGCUUCGGCAACAGAAGGGCUUGAAGGCUGCGGCCACUGACAAGCCAGUGAUCGUGCUGCCGAAGCUGAACCACUCGGACUUCUGUCCCGGCUUUGAUGUGCCCGGGGACCUUCUUGCAGAGGUGGGACAGCAGGAGGCGACGCGCACCAUUGGUGAGACAGUCUCCGCUUUUCUGGCACUCCAUUGGAAGGGAGCAGAAGCAAAAAAAGCUUCAGCCCUUGAGCUCCUGAAGAGCCAGCUCCAGUGGACGGAAGGUUUGUUGGGUCCCUACCUCGAGGCACAAGAGUUGGAAAGAACGGCAGCGGACCACAACGUAAGCUCAGAAGGCUCGAGCCCUUUCUGCAGCCGGGCUCAACAUGUCCUGGCCGGUCUCAGUGCAGCGGAUGCGCAGCGGUUGCAGGUCCAAGACGGCUUCCAUGUCUCGUCUCCCAAUCUGGAGCACUGCCAUCCGGCGUGGACUGUGGAGGGGAAGAAGCUUCUGGUCCGAUCGUGCAGCCACACGAACUACUAUCCCGACAUCAGCAACACCGGCAAAAUCACGGCGGCCGAGGAGAUAGGUUGCAAGUUGCUAUCGGCAGAGCGCGUUGCCCAGCAGCUUCAGACGCACCCUGAGCAUCGACGGUUACCCUGCGCCGCGAUGAACCGAGUCGCCGUGCAAGUAGCUGAACAGCUCGCAGCUGAGAGCACGCUGCGGCGAUAUCGCGAGAAGGGCCGUGGCUGGUGCUUCCUGGAUGACUCGCCGUCUGUGGCCGGACCUGUCUGGGUCUUCAAGGAUCGGCUUGCCCUCAAGGAGAACAGCACCUGUAUGGCAGCACAAUCCCCGUCCAUGCUGACCGAUGUCAAUGCAAGGAUUUAUCCUGGCAUCCACUACUGCAAGCUUCUGUCACCUGCUCGGGUGUUGGACUGGAUGAUGACGGACAGCCUAAAGCCAGGCAGUCAAAGUGACGUCUCCAUCAUCGUUUGA
This is a messenger RNA of Symbiodinium sp. CCMP2592, 1575 nucleotides long. The record is from the annotation of a GenBank genome assembly. NCBI's taxonomy places the organism in Eukaryota, Dinophyceae, Suessiales, Symbiodiniaceae.